This is a messenger RNA of Chenopodium quinoa (quinoa), 2040 nucleotides long. RefSeq names its product basic leucine zipper 19-like. The transcript has 2 exons. The coding region runs from base 595 to 1365 and encodes 256 amino acids. NCBI's taxonomy places the organism in Eukaryota, Viridiplantae, Streptophyta, Magnoliopsida, Caryophyllales, Amaranthaceae. The record is from RefSeq and is a predicted model, not a curated record. Gene Ontology annotation, molecular function: RNA polymerase II cis-regulatory region sequence-specific DNA binding; DNA-binding transcription factor activity, RNA polymerase II-specific. Gene Ontology annotation, biological process: DNA-templated transcription; regulation of transcription by RNA polymerase II.
ACUAUAACCCUAGAUGAAUAACCCCAUGUUGGCUAGCCACAUAUAAAAGUUAGUGUAGGACUAAAUUUUUUUUUGAACUAUCAUCACAUUAUUUCAAUUUUUUAUUUAUUCUAUAUUAUAUUACCAUCAGCUUUGCACCACUUCUCAUUUUAGAAAACCCCAACCUUAUCCUCCCACUAGUUCAACUGUUCUCAACCCCUGCUCGCCGGCGCCCCUCUCUUAGCCAUCGCCGGCGAGUCUUGAACUUCUUUAAUUUGUUUUCUUUAUUUUGCUUUAUUUUCUAGGUUUUUUAUGGUAAAGGAAACAAGGGAGUUUCCAUAGCUGGUUUGUUCUUCAAGUUCAUCGGUGGUUAAUCUCGUUUUUGUUGUCGUCAAGUGGUUUAGCUUCUUCUCCAACGAAACAAGGAGCCAAGGCUAUUCUUAACGCCGCCGUUGAAAGGAAUUCCGUUUAUUGUUUCCCGACGAUUAAGGUGAAGUUAAGGUUAAGGUUUUAUCGCUUAAUCGAAGUUUUAUUUAGGUGAGGCGGCUUUCUUGCGUUAGCCUUGACGGUUGAUCAAAGUUUUUCGGGUGUAUUUCUGCUAGUGAGAUUGCAUUGAUGGAAAAUAACCAAUAUAAUGGCAAUAGCAGCAGCAUAAGCAGUAACAACAUCAACAACAAUGGCACAAACCUUCAUGUCUCAAACGUCGAUGUGUUUUCGAGUAUAAGCGUGGGCGAGGCUGCUCAUAGUGGAAGAUCCAUGGAAAACAUAUUAGAAGACUUGCUACAAGACACUCAAGCUUGUCCCGAAACCAAUACUUGUAGCUUGAGCGAAGAUUGUAGUCAUACACACGACUUCUUUCAUAAGCAAAGUGAUGAAAUGUUUCCUUCUAAUGAAGAGAAAAGUAGUUACGACGAUUCUCUUCAAAUUGAGGAGCAACAAAGUAAGAAGAGAGGAAGGAGACAACGAGCGGAUAACAAAGAAGCUGUACGUAAGUACCGCGAAAAGUUAAGGAUAAGAGAAGCCUCACUCGAAGAAGAAAUUAAGAUGUUAAAGGAGUCGAAUCAACAAUUGUUAAAGAAGCUAGAAGGCGAGGCAGCAUUGCAAGAAGAGAUUUUGUGGCUUAAGUGUUUGCUUGUUGAUAUACGAGGGAGAAUAGAAGGGGAAACUAAUUCGAUUCGAUUUCGUAGACAACCCGAUGUGAGUUUGAUUGGUAAUGAUCGUAUGGUUCAUUGCAAUGGGAAUAGUGGAAAUGGAGGCAAAACUAAAAAGUCAAAUUCAAUGUUAUAUGGUGAAGGUACUAAUGGUGGUAUUUCUAUAAACUUUAACUAUACUCCGAGUAUUGGAUCUGAACCAAAAGAUACUCUCAACUUUGGACAUCAAAGUUGAUAGCCUUUAGGAGUUCAAUUGGUAAUGACAAGAACAAAAAAUCAAGGUUUUACUCAUUAUUCCAUUUUUCUAAAUUUUUACUCUUUUAUCUAUGAAAAUUGUAAUGUUGUAUUCAAAAUACUGACUUAACAAUAAGCUUCAUCCAAAAGUUAGAACCGUAAGAUUGGUUUUGUACUCGGAUGCAAUACACCUCGUAUGACUAUAUGAGGGCUCGUUGGACUGGAAUAUGGAUGUAGAAUAAGCCUCCUCAUAUCGACCUUCUUGAUAGUAUGUCAAAGUAGCAUAUUUUAAGGAGUAAAAGUAAUAUGAUAUUUAUUGUAAACUCUUUUUUAUAUUUAUUUUUUUAUAAAAAAAAAAAAAAAAAAAAAAAAACCUUAGAAGCAUUUGGGAUGGAUAAGAAAAAAAAAUUGUAGGGAAAAAAAUAGAGUAUGCUUUACUAUAGGUACUAGAUAAUUUCUGCGCCAUACUUGGAUUUUAAAAUUAAUACAUAUAAUAUAUAAAACUUUAGUAAUCUAAUUACUAUAAAUUGGUGUUUGAUUGCUAUUUGUUAAUAAAUUCAACUUAGGAAAUAUUAUGUACUUCAUAUAAUACACAGUGGCGGACUGGGCCUUGUGCCUGGUGGGUCAAAUGACUCACCAGGGCCCAAAAAAAAUUUUAAGUUUUUUUUUUAAAAAA